Carica papaya (papaya) is the source of this 1819-nucleotide messenger RNA. RefSeq lists its product as uncharacterized. Lineage: Eukaryota; Viridiplantae; Streptophyta; Magnoliopsida; Brassicales; Caricaceae. The record is from RefSeq and is a predicted model, not a curated record.
CUUCUAUUCACCACCUGGAUUUCUUCCUCUCUCUCUCUCUCUCUCUCCAUUUCUCCAUCUCUGCGCACAAACCCUAAUUUCCAGUUGCCGUUUCUCUAUAUUCCUCCCUUUCUCUGUUCAUCAAACACAGAAAAAACGAUCAGUGUUAACGGGAUUGAACUGGCUGUACCACCCAUGUAGAGGUCUAUUAUCAGUCUAUAAGAGCUCAAUAGAUAGUAGGAAGAGAACAUAAUGGAGGCUAACGUUUGUGACAUUAAUCACUUGGAUGCUGAUGUCCUUCUACCUCCGCGGAAGCGUCUACUUGCUGGAUUCAAGAAGCAGACUUCGGAUGGGAAUGGUGCUCUGAGUCCUGCUGUGCUUGCUUCUUCUACAUCUUCUUCUACUUCUUCAUCUUGCGAAUUUGACACUCAUCUUAACAUUCUAUUGACUUCUCAUUUAAACAACCCAAAACAUACACCCAAGGAGCUUGUAGAAGCAUCAAGAUCAGCAGCUGUAGCUGCUGUUCAGGCUGCACAGGAUGCAAGAGCUGCUGCUGAUGAGAAGGCAGCAAUUGCAGCAAAAGCAGUGAUUGCAGCUAGGAAUGCUUUAGAUUUGGUUGCCUCCUUUUCUGAGGAGGGAGUUUCCAAGGAGAGAUGCCUGAAAAAGAACAAGCUGAAAAAGCAUGUCCCUGUUCAGCUUUUGUAUACAAAGCACCAACCUAUUGAGAAUCAUGGGACUGAUGAAGAAUUAGCUCGUAGGUUGCAUCGAGCCAUAAAUAGCUCCCCUAGAAUCUCAAAGCAUUCUCCAAAUCCUGAAUUGAAAGGCCAUAAGCAUAAGAAGCUUAAGAAUUCACCUCCUUAUGAAAAAGCUAGCAUUUCCGAUGUGGGUUUGGUGUUGGAAAGAAGCCCAGCUUCAAUGUCUAAUGAACAUGCUGGUGAAGGAGAGGAGAAUUCUGAAAGCUCCAGCCAAGGGGCACGUGCAAUUAAAGCAGAUGAGAAGGGAUCAAAAUACGAAAAAGAUAACCAAUUAGAAUUGGACAUUGUGGAGGCAGAAUCAAGUCACUCGAAGGAGAAAACAUGGGAAGAAACAAAUUCGCCAGGUAGAAGGAGGGGAAGAGUGAAACUUAAAAAACUGCCAUUAAGCAUUUGUACCUAUAGGGAUCAAGGGAAUCCUAAGGAAGAGAUGGUCGGUAAAAGCUCUCUUUUGACUCAAAAGAACACAAGCAAACCCACUGCUACUGGUAUUCCCUUGUUUUCCCUGCAGCCUUCUACUGAUGGUGCACUUCCAAUUGAGGCAACACCGACAUGGAAAUGCCAGGAGUUCAAGGCUCCAGCAUGUAUCAAGCAAAAUAAAGUAAUGCAGUCAUAAUCUUCCACCAUAUCACAGCAACAGGUGCCUCAUGGUUGAAGUUGAUAGCAGAGGUAGGACUUGUGAUGGUCUUUUUUAUAGGACCGGCUUCAUUUGAUUUAUCUUUUUUCUGCUUACCGUGGUUUUGUAAUGGAAGUUAAACUGACAAAAUUGUAUAUUUUUAAACGUUUAAUUGCCUGCAUCCAUACUUCAUAUUUCAAGUAGCCCAUUGCUUGAAAUUGGAACAAAGGUUGGAGUUUCGACUGACAGAGGGAUGCAGUGCAUUAGGUGCUACCUUGCUGUUUCCAGCAUAUUCACCCUGCUCUUUAAGCAGCUGGAAUAUGUACAAAAAUAAUGUAGUCCUUUGGGUUUGUGUUUUGAUAAAUUGAUUUUUUAGCUCUUGUUCGUGCUUAUGUUGAAACUCAAGCUGCUAGCUGUACGGGAAUUGAAACAGUGCUUAAUAGAAACACAAAGGAGUCUUCCUUCCUUGAUA